Zootoca vivipara (common lizard) is the source of this 1272-nucleotide messenger RNA. NCBI's taxonomy places the organism in Eukaryota, Metazoa, Chordata, Lepidosauria, Squamata, Lacertidae. The record is from RefSeq and is a predicted model, not a curated record.
AUGACCUUAAACCAAGAGUGGCAAGGCACCCAGAAACAGAUUUGUGGGUACCACGAUGUGGCCGAGCAUCUGAACAUCUCUUCCAAUAAGGAUCUCUUCUCAUACACCAUACCCAAGAGAAACUGGGAAGAAUCCUUAGAAGUUCAUCUAGACUUCACCCUGGUGUCCAUCCUUUCAGUGAGCUGGAAGAAUGAUUUCGUCUCAUGGGAUCCCUUGGAUUUCUGUAACAUUACAAAUAUCACUCUUCCUGUGAAACUAUUUUGGACCCCAGACAUUUACAUAGAGGAACGGGCCGAUGAAGACAAGUUCACACGCAGCCCUAUGGCAUUUGUAACAUCCAAUGGCUACAUUCAUAUGCUUCAAACCUGCCGACUCACUUCAUCCUGCAGUCUGGACGUCCAUGCAUUUCCUUUCGAUGAACAAAAAUGCAACUUAACCAUGACCACAAUAUAUUCAGCGAAAGAACUACUGAUGAAGAGCUCUAAAUCUUCCAUGAAGGCAAAUCAAGAUAGUCACAAAUCUUACUUGAGUGGUGGAGAGUGGAAGUUUGAGGAACUGAGGGUCAUAGAGAACAUGAUGCCAUAUGAAACAACCAACAUUAGUACUGUCACUUAUGAGGUUUCGAUGAAGAGGCAAUCCAUUUUGUAUGUGUUGGUUCUGAUCCUGCCAACUUUUACUCUGUUCUUGCUGGAUAUGGCUAUUUCUUACGCGCUUGCUUCCCCUGGAGAAAAGAUUGCUUUCAAAGUGACGCUGAUCCUGCAAGUCUCACUCUUGUCAUUGAUUCUGAAUGAUAUGCUACCAGCAACAUCAGAUGAUCCACCAGUCAUAGCCAUGUUUUUCACCGGGAUGUUUGUAUUUAUGGUCUUUGGUAUCCUGGAGAAUGCUUUCGUACUCUAUCUUAAACAGAAGAAACCAGAUUCCCCACCUUUCACGGGGAAUAAAUUUAUGAAUAUAAUUCUGAGAAAGAAGAAAAAGCAAUCCGAGAAGCCUGUGGCUGAUUUAGGAGACGGGCUGCCCAAAGGGAGCCAGCAGGCAGGCAGAUUAUCCUUGUCAGAAAAGUGCCAUGCCGAAGAGAGUUUGGUGUUUCUGAAACAUAUUAAUGCAGAAUUGCAACAGAUCAGGAAACAUCUCUCCCUAGAAGAAUGCCAGGAUGACUCUGAAUCAGUCGUGUGGGAUAAUACGAUACUCCUUGUGGAGGAAGGGCUUUAUUUUACCCGCCUGAUUUUCUCACUCAUCUUUUUAACUUUUGUUGCCAUACAGUGGACAUUCUAA